CCCUAAUGUGACAAGUUUCAGCGGAUAACGAGCUCAUAGUCUCACGCUGGAUUAUUCUGAGAUAAAACGAUAUAAACAGUUGGGGGCGUCUCCGAUUUAGAAAAAAAAUGUAGCUUCGUAGAUUUUAUUGUGGAAAGAAAUUAAAUUCUACCUUUACCAUGUCUCUUACUGUUGAUAUACAGCUGAAGAGAUCAAGCAAGAUCUAUCAUCAGGGUAGGGGAAACAAAGAAAGGCAACACCCUCACUAUUGGGUGGUAUUGCUAAAUGUACAACUGUCUCCAAGGAGUGCUGGACUGAUUGAAUCACUUGUUAAUUCUUCCAAGCCUAUAUCUCUGAUAAGCCAGUCGGUGGAGGUUACCAAGUCAGGCAGGAUUCCUUCAGGACAAACAGAGAUUCCAUUUGAGCUUCCCCUCAAUCCACGUUCCUCUUCCAAAAUUCUGUAUGAAACCUAUCAUGGGGUGUACAUCAUGGUUCAGUACUCAUUGAGGUGUGAUAUCAAGCGCAGCCUUUUAGCUAAGGAUGUUUCUAAAUCACAAGAAUUUAUUGUUGAAUAUAAACCCGGAUCUGGAGACAGUGAAGAGGAAAAAGUAGUUAAUUUUGAAAUACGACCAGAAACACUGCAAAAUGUUCGUGAUCGUGCACGCAUUCCUCAGUUUCUGGUCAGAGGUCGCCUUGAUACUUCAAUAUUCCCACUUUCAAAACCCUUGACUGGAGAGCUGACAGUGUGCGAGUGUGAAAGGGGCAUCAGCAGCAUUGAGCUUCAGCUGGUGCGGGUGGAGACCUGUGGCUCUACAGAAGGCUACACCAGGGAGGCAUCUGAAAUUCAGAACAUACAGAUUGGAGAGGGUGAUGUAUGUAGAGGCAUUGCUAUUCCUAUUUAUAUGGUAUUCCCUCGUUUGUUCACCUGCGCCACUACUGUAGCUCCAAGCUUUAAAAUUGAAUUUGAGCUGAACAUAGUGAUAAUCUUUGACAAUGAUCAUCUAGUUGUGGAGACAUUCCCGAUCAAGCUCAUACGCAGUUAAAUAUUUAGCAAUACAGUCCAAGCUGCCAAAAAUUUAACCUUUAAACUGUCCAAACGUAGAUCUACACUUUUUCAACAUUUGAAAGUAGUAUGUAAAAAAAAGUAAUUUUUUUUUUUACAUAUGAAAACGUGUAAAAAACUUUGAUCUAUUUUUUUUUGUCGUUUGAAAAUAUGUAAAAAAAAUGUAGAUCUACUUUUGGAGCCCUACGCAUGUGAACGUAGAUCUGCUUGGACAGUUUAAGGGCUAAUAGGCAAAGAUUAUGUCUCCAGUGUUUUAAAAGGAAUCAGUCACAUAGUGUCUAUGAUUAAACUAUGCUUGUAUGUGCCCUCUGCUUGGAGCAAGUUGUCAAAAGUCCUUGGACCCUCAUCACAACUUGGCAUUUCUUGCAGUGGCACUGGGUGCUUUUAUCUGAGGUAAUCAUAUGUGUGAAUUUGGGAAUUUGGUGCCCAACAUGCAGAAAUGAAAGUACAUGUAUAGUUAUAUACAGCCAGCAGUAAUAAUGUGUUUCUAGCCAUCCUGGUUAAAGCCCUAAAUGCAGUUUGAUUAAAAAACUCGUUGGUCACUAACGAAAGCCAAUGAUCAUGGCAGUGCAGGGCUAUUAUUGGAAAAAGUCUGAAAAAAAAAAAAAGCAUCUGCCUGCAAGAGAUUGGAAAGGCCCAAACAGCAGAAUGUGCUCAAACACUAAAAUGGCCUCUAGGAAAGAGAGGACCCUUUUGUGUGUUCUGAAGAUGUAAUGCAGCUACUGUCAAAUGUGAAGGACGAGUGUAUGCAAGGAAUCAAAGGCCUGGAUUGCUUGAAAUUCAUUUUGAGAACCUGAGACUACAACAAAUGAAGCAGACAGUGAUGUGGAUGACAGCAGCAGCAAGAUUUAAACAUAUAUGCUCUAUUGUAAUACUGUCCUGAUUUUCUAAUUUGUUAAUCAGCAUGAUUUACAUAAAUUAUUUGCUUAG
This is a messenger RNA of Cherax quadricarinatus, 1972 nucleotides long. NCBI's taxonomy places the organism in Eukaryota, Metazoa, Arthropoda, Malacostraca, Decapoda, Parastacidae. The record is from RefSeq and is a predicted model, not a curated record.